AAAAAAAAUUGUCUUCAGUCAGAUUAAUUUGUACGGCUCAACUACCUAAUCUUCUUCUCUUUCACCACUUUUUUAAGUAUUACUACUUUCCACUUCAUCACUGAGACACCCCCCCAAAAAAAGAAAAAAAACCCCUAGAGAAUUCAAAAAAAUGAAACAAGUGCAUUUCCUGAUUAAUGCAAUAUUGUGUGUGUUGUGUUUAGUAGUAGUUGUUGAUUCAAGAACACAUCCAAGAGAUAUAGAAGCAUUGCAGGAUCUAAAGAGAUCAAUUGAUUCGAAAUCGAUAAGACCAGGAUCAUGUCUUAUUUCCUGGGAUUUUUCAGUUGAUCCUUGUGAUCAUAUUUUCAGUGCAAAUUUCACAUGUGGAAUAAGGUGUGAUUUCAGUCUCGCAGGGCUGAGUCGAGUCACUGAGAUCUCCCUUGACGGUGCCGGUUACUCAGGUUCAGUCACUAACAUAACAUGGUUACUCCCUUACCUCCACACACUUGACCUUUCAGGCAACUCUCUAUCAGGCUCACUGCCUGAAUCCCUUUCCAACCUGAUUCGCCUUCGCCGUUUAAGCCUCUCUAAGAACUCGUUUACACUCUCCAUUCCCAACUCUCUUGGUUCCCUCCCUCACCUUGAAGAGCUCUAUUUAGAUGAUAAUCAACUCAGUGGUUCAAUCCCUCUGAGUUUGAACAAGCUGAGUCAUCUAAAAGACUUUGCAGUCCAACAGAAUCAACUCUCUGGUGAAUUUCCCUUUUUGGGUUCUUUAAACAAUUUGUACAGUUUUGAUGCAAGUAAUAACAACUUUUCUUCUUUUGGUAGUAAUCCAUUAUCUCUUCCAAUUUCCCUUAUUUCUUUCUCAAUGAGGAAUAACAGCUUAAAAGGGGAAAUAAUGCCUACACACUUUUUACACAUGCAAAACCUUCAAGUCUUAGAUCUUAGUUACAAUGAGCUAGCUGGUGCAAUUACAGGGGAAAUCUUUCAUCAUCCAUCACUUCAGCAGCUCAAUCUGUCUCAUAAUCAGUUUUCUUCCGUCAAAUCGCCCAGUAGUAGAGAACAAAGAGGGAAUAUUGUGGCUGUUGAUCUUAGUUACAAUCAGAUUAAUGGGUUAUUGCCAAAAUUCUUGGCUGAGUUACCUAAUCUUUCAGCAUUGUCAUUGGAGCAUAACAGGUUUACUGGGAUGAUACCCCCAGUGUAUGCUCUCAAGGUUUCAACGGCAUCGUUUCAGCGCCUUUUGCUUGGUGGGAACUACUUGUUCGGCCCGAUACCUGACCCGUUAAAGCGGGUGGAGCCCGGUUCUGCAACAGUGAGUUUGGUGGAUAAUUGCUUGUAUACUUGCCCUGUUAGUUUUUUCUUUUGUCAAGGUGGGGUGCAGAAAUCACUCAUUCAGUGCAAACGUUGGCAUUUGAUUCCUAAGGAGUUUAGUUUGGUAAAUCAGUUAAAGGCAUGAUGAUGAUGCUACUAUAUGUAUGAUUAUAGAUUUAUAGAACAUGAUCAAGGUAAUACAUUUAAAAUAAAAUAUGUAUGUUAAGGGUUUUAUAAAGGUUUAUGAAAAUGGAUUUUAUAAAAAAGUUAAGUAGCAAAAAAUGCAUACUCCGUAUAAUAGUUUAUCAUGGAAAAUUAUUUUUCCAUGAUAAAUCAUUUUACAUUGAAAAUGUUUUACGCCUUAUCAAACGAAGCCUAAGGAUCUUUGCAAUAGGUUACAUGUCCGAAUCCCUUUUCCCCAACGAAGAUUAU
Spinacia oleracea (spinach) is the source of this 1722-nucleotide messenger RNA. Its product is annotated as leucine-rich repeat receptor-like protein kinase PEPR2. The record is from RefSeq and is a predicted model, not a curated record. The transcript has a single exon. Bases 152 to 1435 code for a protein of 427 amino acids. NCBI's taxonomy places the organism in Eukaryota, Viridiplantae, Streptophyta, Magnoliopsida, Caryophyllales, Amaranthaceae. Gene Ontology annotation, molecular function: protein binding.